UGUUCUUGGAAAGCCCCACCUAACAAUGAAAAUGGUGAAAAAGCUAUAUAUUUUAUAAUUCAUUGUCAACAAUUGUCACCUACCCCAUUUGCCUAUAUUUACAAACUAGCCAAGCUUAUCCCUCUUCAAUCUCAUCACUCCAUGGCCAUGCUUAGAGCUUUCAGCACAAGAAGAAGCCGUCUUGGCUAUGAACGGUUACUUGAAGUUGAUGAGGAUGUUACGAGCACCGGCCAGUUCGAAGCACAGUUGAAGAGGGCUCGAAGCGUGCCUGCCAGAGUUUUUGGUUUAUCAAGAAAGUUUACUUCUGAAAUAUUGGCCUUGCCAGAGAAUCAUCGAGUGGAAUCCUCUUCAUCGACUAACAAAAAGGUUACUUCCAAGUCCAAGAGUAUUAUUCACCCACUUUUCAGCCUCUUCGAUGUUCGUCGUAAGAAGAAACCAACAGCAAAACCAGAAUUUGGUAGGUAUAUAGAGUAUCUGAAGGAAGGAGGGAUGUGGGACAUGAAUGCUAAUAUGCCUGUCAUGUACUACAAAUGAUCAAGUGCUCUAUUUUGUUUGCAAAUAACACAAUCAAACCCAGAAUUUGUAGCAUGGCCGUCAACUAGUAUUUUGAUUUUACAUUAGUUGAUUCAAUAUGUAGUUAAGCUUCCAUUGAUUUUUGCAGUUCCAUAUAUGGGUUAUUUCAACAGUCAACUCUAGUUUUCCCAAA
Messenger RNA from Gossypium raimondii (Peruvian cotton), 706 nucleotides. RefSeq lists its product as uncharacterized. The transcript has a single exon. Lineage: Eukaryota; Viridiplantae; Streptophyta; Magnoliopsida; Malvales; Malvaceae. The coding region runs from base 142 to 534 and encodes 130 amino acids. The record is from RefSeq and is a predicted model, not a curated record.